Messenger RNA from Tyto alba (common barn owl), 2068 nucleotides. It is a transcript of the gene LRRC52, whose product is annotated as leucine rich repeat containing 52. Lineage: Eukaryota; Metazoa; Chordata; Aves; Strigiformes; Tytonidae. Gene Ontology annotation, molecular function: voltage-gated potassium channel activity; transmembrane transporter binding; potassium channel activator activity. Gene Ontology annotation, cellular component: voltage-gated potassium channel complex. The transcript has 2 exons. Bases 89 to 1177 code for a protein of 362 amino acids. The record is from RefSeq and is a predicted model, not a curated record.
CCGGCGAGGUCACGGCACCGUCCCCGAAGCCGGGCGGCUUUUGCAAGGCGUUGACAUCACAGAGGUGUCACCUGGCACCGAGCGCGACAUGGAGACGCUCCAGCCACCGUUCCUCACUUGCCGAUGUAGAAACCCGGGGCUCGGUUUCCAGCCAGGCGCUUUGCCAAGGAGUCAGGUGAGUCGCGGGCACAAAGCGCUUCAACAUACCUCGCAGCCGGCCACCUCCUCGGCAUGGCCGGGACAGCCACGCAGCUUGCGUAGGGGGGCUGCUCGCGGUCCCCAGCGGCCUGGAAGGUGUCAGACCAUGUCUUCUUCAAGCAGAUCGCGGCCCCUGAGCCUCGUGUUUCUUUUGGGGAUGGGGAUGGCAUCGGAGAGGAUCAACUGCCCGAGCAGAUGUAGCUGUCAGUACCUGGAAGUGAACUGCACAGGGCAGCAGUUGCAGGAGUUCCCUGCAGCCAUCCCACUGGACACCAGGCAGCUGAUCCUGGCGGCAAACAACGUGUCAUACCUGCCGGCAGUGGAACUGAGCUUCUUGGCUGAUUUGGUCUACCUGGACUGCAGGAAGAACCUCUUGGGGGAUGACCUGGAUUUCACUUUCAUUGGUGUGGCCAAGCUUGUCUAUCUGGACCUCAGCUUCAACAACCUCACACAGGUCACCUUUAGCACUUUUUCACACCUCCUCAGCCUGGUGGUGCUGAAGAUCUCAGACAAUCCCAACCUUGUGGCCAUCGACAAGGAUGCUUUCGCCAACAACACCUGGCUGAGGCACUUGGACGUGAGCCGGACAGGCUUAACAUUCCUGGACACCAGCACUGUCCGGGACCUGCCCCACCUGAGGUUUCUGGGGCUCAGUGACAACCUGUGGCACUGCAACUGUUCCUUUUUGGACUUCAUCACCUGGAUGACAGAAAGCAACGUUCAUUUUCCAGAUGCUGACAACAUCACCUGCUACACCCCAGAAGGCUUGCGUGCCCUGAAAAUGCCUGCAGUGGAAGCACAGCUCCACUUCAACUGCCUGACCCAGCUGUACAAGCAAGACUACAUCUUUCUGUGUCUUAUUGGCUUCUGCAUAUUCUUUGCCGGCACCAUGGUAGCCUGGCUGGCUGGCAUCUGUGCUGUCAUCUACGAAAUCCACACUUCAAAGCAGGAGGAGGAGGAGGAAGACACAGUCACUUAGGAUCAGCCCUACAAAUCCUACUGAAUGUCCAUCGUGGGAACUGAAGGCAGGCCCUUCCUGCCCGAUUUCCUACAUUAUGUCCCAUUCUAGAUGCUAUAUUUUUUGAAGUGAAAUAAAACUGUGAGAGAAGAAACUCUCUGUGCUCCAGUUUCCCUCCCUGUGCUACCUCUACUUGUCUUCUUCCACUGGGAUUCAGGACGUUGGCAAAAUAUUCAUUUGGGGGAGGGGGAGCAUGAGAGACAGGCACAGUGCCAGGCAUUUACACUCCUGCUUUACCAUGAAACCACAGAAAACCAGGGUCACAGGGACCAGCUUGAAGAGGCACAAUCUGAAAUACGGGAAAGACCCCAGCACUCUUCUGUAGCCAGGUUGUUCACCAAGGCCUCUCUGGCCAGAAUACCCAGCAGAGCUUACUGGGACCAGCCCAGAUAGCUUACUGGAGCCCCAGGGAAUCCAAGAACUUUCUGCUGUGGAAAGGCAGGUAUGUGAGCAAAGAGAUUAAAACCAGGAUUUUAGGGACCUGGGAUCCCACUGAGUCCUGCUUUCUUCCCCACUACACUGGUGACAGCAAAAGGCACCAUCUGUCCCCCUGCGGCAGGACCUCCUGUACCUCCACCAGUUUAUGAACAUUUACAGGACUGGAGAGUCUGGCUCCAGCUUUGUAUCACAUGUACCUAAAACUGGAAUUUUUUAAAUGUAAAAAAUACUGCUAACGCACCUUCCAAGUAUUCUUGGAAAUGGCUUGUGUUUCGAUGCCAAAGUCCCAAGGUUGCAUAUAGAGACCUGAAUAAAGGGAGAUGUAAAUAAGAUCCUUCAUAUCACUAACACUGAUAAUUGCCAAGAGAAGUAUCUGCUUACAUGACCGAGUACAGCAGCUCCACGUGUGAAACA